Molecule: messenger RNA, 1285 nt
Organism: Magnolia sinica
Lineage: Eukaryota; Viridiplantae; Streptophyta; Magnoliopsida; Magnoliales; Magnoliaceae
Exons: 4
Coding region: 75-1025 (316 amino acids)
Molecular function (GO): hydrolase activity
Source: RefSeq, a predicted model, not a curated record
CCUCUUCCUUAAAAGAGAACCAAGAGAGGAAACCCAGAAGAUAAAGUAAACGGAAUCGAGAGAUAUACAGAGAGAUGGAUGGGAUCGAGCAUAGGAUCGUGGCCGUUAAUGGCAUAAACAUGCAUAUAGCAGAAAAGGGAGAUGGCCCAGUGAUCCUCUUCCUCCAUGGCUUUCCUGAUAUCUGGUACACGUGGCGGCACCAGAUCAACGGCCUCGCGGCGCGCGGCUACCGAGCCGUGGCUCCAGACCUACGCGGCUACGGCGACACGGACGCGCCACCUUCAAAAGACGCCUACACCAUCUUCCACAUCGUCGGCGAUCUCAUCGCUCUCAUCGAUGCUCUUUCUCUACCCCAAGUGUUCUUGGUGGGCCACGACUGGGGUGCUUUGGUGGCUUGGUAUUUUUGCUUGUUUCGACCGGACCGGAUUAAGGCGCUGGUUAAUCUGAGCGUUUGCUUUAGGCCACGUAAUCCACAGAGAAAGCCGAUUGAAACGCUCAGGGCCGUCCUUGGCAAGGAUUACUACAUUUGUAGAUUCCAGGAACCUGGAGCAGCUGAAUCUGAGUUUGCUAUGAUUGAUAUGGGAACACUCAUCAAGAAAUCUCUAACUCUUCGCAAUCCAGGUCCUCUAAUUGUACCUAAAGGAGCUCUUGCAGAAUCGCCGCCCGAACCAAUUACCUUGCCCCCAUGGUUGUGUGAAGAGGAUAUUGAUUAUUAUGUCAGUAAAUUCAGCAAGUCAGGCUUUACUGGAGGACUGAACUACUACCGAAAUAUAGAUCGCAAUUGGGAGCUCACAGCGCCGUGGACUGGGGUUCAAGUGAAAGUACCUGUGAAGUUUAUCGUGGGCGACCUGGACUUGACUUACACCACUCUUGGUGCCAAGGAUUAUAUACACAAUGGCAGCUUCAAGAGAGAUGUUCCAUUCCUGCAGGAUGUAGUUGUGAUGGAAGGAGUGGGCCACUUCCUCAACCAGGAAAGGUCAGAUGAAGUCACCGAUCAUAUCUAUGAUUUCUUCCAGAAGUUCUGAUUUCUUCCAGUUCUGAUCUUUGUUUUGGUGAGUCGACCGUCAUCUUUAAAUAAAGCGACUGCUUGACCAGUGGGCCUUCCCUACUUUCGAGUUGGAAUCUACUGAUGUUGUGUACAAUCUCGGUGGCAUAUAAUCUUGUUCUCAAGAUUCAUUAGUUCGCAUCCAAUUACUGCGAUUUGCCCGAUGUUUCUUGCCAUUCCAGAAACUCUUUUUAUCAGAAUUUGUUUUCAUCUUUAUACACAUCGUGAGAUCAUCUGAGA